AUGCGCGGUGCGAAGCCGCGCGUAUCGGCAGUGCUGGGAUGGGUCUGCGCGGCGUUUUUCGCGGGCCUGUGGCUGUACGACGCCGGGGCGGGGGAGCAGUGCUCUGCGGGCAAGCUGGCAGCCGUCAUGCGGGCCCCGAAGGACCUGAGGAUGGACUGGAGCGCGCUGGGGACGUCGAGCUCGCAGCCAGUACGCGCUACGAACUUCCUGGCGCCCGCAAUGCACUACAACCACGACCCUGCGAUCACCGCACUCUCCCCGUGGCAAGGCAACGUGCCGUGCGACGGCGUGGCGAACUGGGUCGGGGUGGUGACGGAAAUCAGCACCUUCUGCCUCGUCAAAGACGACCACGGGUUCGCGUACGGCCCGUGGUACCUCCUCGACGAAGAGGAGGGGCCUCCUUUCAAGGCGGGACCCUUCACACACCAGUGGAACGUGUACCAGCAGAAGCACCAGGACUGCUACCAGGCGCUGCAGACCAUCAAAGACAGCGGUUGCGACGACCACUAUGCCGUCAAAACCGACUACCCAGGCGUCGACGAGGAGUACUGGGAGACCGCCGCGGUCCUCCGCGCCGUCGUUGACGUCCCCGCGGAGGCGGACGCGAUGCACAUGAUCGAGCUCGGCGCCGGCUGGGGCACCUGGACCUCCGCCGCUGCCGUCGCGCUGCGGCGGCUGCGCGGGCCGCAAGGCCCGGCGUUCUUCGGCACCGCGUUCGAGGUCGACCCGAGCUCGCUCGCGCGCCUGGAGCGCCACAUGCAGCGCAACGGCAUCCCGGCGUUCCGCGGCGCCGCCGCCGCCGCCGCGUUCGACACCCCCCCUGAGCGCGGCGAGGCCCGCGUCAAGGUCGUCGAACGGCUCCUGGACAACCUCGCCGACGCGUUCGACGAGCUCGCGGACGGCGCGAUCGUGGACGUCUUCCACAUGGACUGCCAGGGCUGCGAGUUCGUGCUGUUCGAUCCGAAGGACCGCGCGCUGAUCGAGGCGUUCCGCGCGCGCGUCCGCACCGCCGUUAUCGGGACGCAUAGCCACCAGGAGUGGUACCACCAGAUCCCCGGGACGCACCACAGCGACGUGACGCGGUUCUUCCACGAGGCCGGGUUCCGCGUGCGGACCGACAUCGACAACUACGGCCUCGAGUGCCAGCCGCGUUAUACCGACAUGGGACCGACGGUGAUCUGCGACGGCGUGCUGGUGGCGCACGGGCCGCUGAGCGCGCACUUCGAGGAGGAGUUCGCGCCGUACGAGACGUGGAGGACGCUGCGGACGCCGUGA
This is a messenger RNA of Pedinophyceae sp. YPF-701, 1275 nucleotides long. Lineage: Eukaryota; Viridiplantae; Chlorophyta; Pedinophyceae. The record is from the annotation of a GenBank genome assembly.